Linum trigynum is the source of this 4685-nucleotide messenger RNA. NCBI's taxonomy places the organism in Eukaryota, Viridiplantae, Streptophyta, Magnoliopsida, Malpighiales, Linaceae. The record is from the annotation of a GenBank genome assembly.
UACCUUUUUGAUGAAAUAAAAUCAGUAGACUUUUCUCCCAACAUGGUAUCAGAGCAUUUCUAGAAUUUUCUUGACGCUUCGCGUUCUUUUCUUUCUUCCGCUUCCUUCUUGCUUCCAUGGCGACUUCCUCCGCCUCGGCGUUCCAACCUCCGCUGCCGAUCUCGGCGACGCUCGCGCCGAACCAUCCUUACUACAUCAGUUCCGGCGAUUCAUCGACGGCGCAACUCGUCUCUGUUGUCCUCACUGGUCCGAACUACCAUUCCUGGGCCAGAUCCAUGCGAUUUGGUCUCCUGUCGAAGAACAAGAUCUCCUUCGUCGAUCCUUCCGUCCCGACGCCUCCGGUUGGUGAUCCGCUCUUCCAGGCCUGGCAGAUGUGUGAUACGCUCGUUCUUGGGUGGAUUCUCCGGUCACUCUCGCCGGAGAUUGCACAGAGUGUUCUCUGGCUCAACACUGCCGUCGAGGUGUGGCGCGAUCUCCAGGAGCGCUUCAGCAUCGCAGAUCUGGUUCGCAUCGCUGAUCUCCAGGAUGAGAUCUAUGGGCUGAAGCAAGGCGAUCUGUCUGUAAGUGCGUUCUUCACCAAGUUAAGGGUUCUUUGGGAUGAGUUGACGACUUAUCGUCCUGUGCGUUCUUGUGCAUGUGUUCCUCGUUGUUCUUGUGUUGCCUACAUGAGAGUAGAUCAGGUUAUUAGGUUUUUGAGAGGCCUGAAUGAGGAUUUUGAGUCUGCUAGGUGUUCGAUAUUGUUAAUGGAUCCUCUGCCUCCCAUUAACAAGGUCUUCUCCAUGAUAGCCCAGCAUGAGCGUCAGAUUAGGAACCCUAACCCUAAGUCUGUCAAUCCCAUGGCUUGUGCUGUUCAGUCUGGUCCUCAUAAGGGAAAUAACCAGUCUAAAAGGCCUGUUUGUUCGUUUUGUGGAUUAACUGGGCAUACUAUUGACCGUUGUUACAAGAAACAUGGUUAUCCACCAGGUUACAAGCCACGUUCUAGAGUCAAUGCUGUGGUUAGUGAGUCUUUUGACACUAACAAUUCUAGUUCUAGUGAGAACGGAAGUGUUCCUUCCGAUUCUGUUGUCUUGACACAGCAGCAGUAUAGAGCUUUGUUUGCUCAGAGUCAUCCUCAGGCUCUUCCUCCUCCAGUCCCUACUGUGAACUCUAUCACCACUGGAGGUUGUGUCGAGCAGUCUUAUCCAUCACAUUCUGCAUUCCUGGCUUCUUCAUCAGCUGCUUCUUCAAGCCAGGAUGGAGGUAAGUUUACUUUUGCCAACUCUUUGGUUGCCAAUACAUCUAGGUGGAUUUUAGACAGUGGUGCCUCUGAUCAUGUGGUGUCUGACAUUGCUUGUUUAAUAUCACCUGUUGCUGUGUGUGAUGUGUUUGUGUCCUUACCAAAUGGUUCUCGUGUGCCUGUUACACAUAUAGGAUCAGUUAGGUUAAAUGAACAGUUGGUCCUAAAGAAAGUGCUUUUAAUACCUCACUUUGGCUUUAAUUUGAUCUCAGUUAGCAAAUUAAGCAAGGAUUCAUCAUGUUCUUUGACAUUUUUUACCGAUCAUUGCUUGCUACAGGAUCUGGCCUCCCACAAGAUGAUUGGUAUAGCUAGAGAGAGCGGUGGACUUUACUGUUUUUCAGAAAAAGUGCACACCUCAGCUCCUCUGCCUCUACCAAUGUCUUCAUCCGGACCAGAUUCCCCUGUUUUUUCAGUAUUGUUUGAUAAGACUGUUCAUGAUUUUGAUCUUUGGCAUUUUCGCCUUGGUCAUGUAUCUUUGUCUCGUUUACAGACCUUAUCAUCUAGAAUAAGUGGUAUUGAUUCUAAAUGUGCAAAGCAUUGUUCUGUUUGCCCACUGGCCAAACAGAAGCGUCUCCCGUUUAUGGUAAGUGAGUCCCAAGCUGAGCAUAUGUUUGAUUUAGUGCAUACAGAUAUUUGGGGUCCUUACAGCGUUCCUACUUUUGCUGGUCAUCGCUAUUUUUUGACUAUAGUCGAUGAUUUUUCACGUAACACAUGGGUUUAUCUUAUGCAUAAGAAGUCUGAAGCUCGACCUUUAAUUCAGAAUUUUGUAGCUCAUGUUCAGAAUCAGUAUAAUGUUAGAAUAAAGACCCUUAGGUCAGAUAAUGGUCAGGAGUUUCAAAUGCGUGCAUUUUUUGAUUCUUUGGGGAUUAUUCAUCAAACUACUUGUGUCGAGUCUUCACAGCAAAAUGGUCGGGUGGAGCGCAAGCAGCAGCACAUCAUUGAUGUUGCUCGAGCUCUCCUGUUUCAGUCGUCUCUUCAUUCUAAGUUCUGGGGUCAUGCUGUUUUACAUGCAACUUUUUUAAUUAAUCGAGUUCCUAGUCCAAUCCUAGGUAAUAGGUCUCCCUAUGAACUGCUUCAUAAUUCUGUUCCAGAUUAUAGUAGUUUUCGUGUGUUUGGUUGCUUAGCCUAUGCAUCUACAUUGUCUCAUAAUCGUCCCAAGUUCCAACCUAGGGCAGAUCCUUGUGUUUUUCUAGGAUUUCCUUUUGCUACUAAAGGAUAUAAGCUCUACAACUUGGCGACCAAUGCUGUCUUUGAGUCUAGAGAUGUAGUGUUUCAUGAGCAUAUUUUCCCUUUUUUCUCUAAGUGUCAAAAUCUGGAUUCAGUUGAGUUUGCAUUUCCUGUCAUACAGGUUCAUCCAUCUGCUGCAGUUACACCUCAUGGUGCGAACACAGUGGAUGGUUUAGUCCCUUUUUUCAACCCCGACCAACAUAUAGAAGGCACACCUUCUUCUUCUAUUUCUAAUAGCAAUGAUGGAGCUUUACCUCCUGAGUAUCCUCCCAUUUUUUAUAAUGAACCCACUGGUCGCCCAAUGAGGAAUAGGCAACGACCUGCUCGUUUGCAAGAUUAUGUCUGCAACUCUGCGCAAAGGAUGAACGCUGGAAUGCUGCUGUUAACACAGAAUUGGAUGCUCUCAUUCGAACAAAAACAUGGACCAUUGUCCUGCGUCCACCAGGUGUCAAACCCAUUGGUUGCAAAUGGGUUUUCAAGGUAAAAUUCCACCCUGAUGGAACUAUCGAGCGUUUUAAAGCUCGCUUAGUUGCUAAAGGGUAUACUCAGACUGAAGGAAUAGACUAUUUAGAUACUUUUUCACCGGUUGCAAAAUUAACUACUGUUAGGGCCUUGUUGGCUUUAGCCUCAAUCAAAGGAUGGCAUUUACAUCAACUAGAUGUAAAUAAUGCUUUUUUGCAUGGUGAAUUAGAUGAGGAUGUUUAUAUGAAAGUACCUCUAGGCCUAAAACUUCCUCCUAAUUCUGGUGAUGUAGUUUGCAAGUUGAAUAAAUCACUUUAUGGUUUAAAACAAGCUAGUAGACAAUGGAAUCAUAAGCUAACAGAGUUUCUUUUAAAUGAUGGUUACCAACAGUCAAAGGCUGAUUAUUCACUAUUUACUAAACAAAAAGAUGGUCAGUUCCUUGCUUUACUUGUUUACGUGGAUGAUAUAAUCUUGGCUGGUGACUACUUGUCUGAAAUUGAGAAUCUUAAGAAAGGAUUAGAUGAUGCAUUUAAAAUAAAGGAUCUAGGACAUGUUAAAUAUUUUCUUGGUUUGGAAAUUGCACGUAAAACCACUGGCAUUUCUGUUUGCCAACGAAAAUAUGUUUUAGAUCUCUUAUCUGAUUCUGGUUUGUUAGCUGCCAGACCUGUUAGUACACCUUGUAGUCCAGGUAUAAGGUUGUCUAGCAAGUCUGGUGUUUUGCUUGAUGAUCCAUCUGUCUAUCGUCGAUUGGUAGGGCGUUUAUUGUAUUUGUGUAAUACACGUCCUGAUAUAGCCUUCGCUGUCCAUCAGUUAACACAGUUCAUAAGUGCUCCCACUGAUAUUCAUUUGCAAGCUGCCCAUCGAGUUUUGCAUUAUUUGAAAGGCAAUCCUGGCCUUGGUUUAUUUUUUCCUAGUAAUUCAGAACUAACCCUUAAAGCUUUUUUCAGACAGUGACUGGGCUGGUUGCCCGGAUUCCAGACGUUCAACAACAGGUUUUUGCGUCUUCCUAGGUAAUUCAUUGAUUGCUUGGCGUUCUAAGAAACAGCAUACCAUAUCUCGGUCCUCCACAGAGGCUGAAUAUAGGGCAAUGGCUGAUCUUACUUGUGAAAUUCAGUGGAUGCAUUAUCUGUUUGCUGCUUUAGGUGUUAAUUUUUCUGUUCCAAGUAUUUUAUACUCUGACAGUCAGUCUGCGAUUCGCAUUGCUGAAAAUCCGGUUGCACAUGAACGUACUAAGCACAUUGAGUUAGAUUGCCAUUUAACGCGUGAUAAAAUAGCUUCUGGUUUGAUUAAGGUGCUACACAUUUCCACUACUAACCAAGUUGCUGAUUUGUUUACCAAGUCUUUGCCUACUGCAUUUUUUUCAGUUUUGCAGGCCAAGCUGGGCACUCUUGAUAUCCAUGCUCCAGCUUGAGGGGGGGUGUUGAACUAUAUUGUAAACUAUGUUUAGUUUGAGGACUACAUUGUAAUAUUUGUUUAUGUUUAUGUAUUGCUUUGUUAUUUGUUAGAUAGAACUUAUAUAUAAUGUAAAAUCAGAACAGUGUAACUUUACCUUUUUGAUGAAAUAAAAUCAGUAGAAUUUUCUCCCAACAAAGGGAAUUGAAAAAGAGCAGCGGUGCUGUUUAUUUCGGAAAAGAAGACGGUGCCCUUGGCGACGGAAGUGGAUGAUGGGCCGGCGGCGAACUGGCUUCUGUUUUUCCGUUAAGAAAUUUGGGCUGGGCUU